This is a messenger RNA of Capra hircus (goat), 2476 nucleotides long. It is a transcript of the gene IGFBPL1, whose product is annotated as insulin like growth factor binding protein like 1. NCBI's taxonomy places the organism in Eukaryota, Metazoa, Chordata, Mammalia, Artiodactyla, Bovidae. Bases 1 to 825 code for a protein of 274 amino acids. The transcript is spliced from 5 exons. The record is from RefSeq and is a predicted model, not a curated record. Gene Ontology annotation, cellular component: extracellular region. Gene Ontology annotation, biological process: regulation of cell growth; regulation of signal transduction. Gene Ontology annotation, molecular function: insulin-like growth factor binding.
AUGCCACGCUCACCCGGGCUCCUCCUGCUGCUGCUUGUGCUGCAGCCGCUGCCAGCCCUGGGCCUCGGGCUCCGCAGCGCAGGCGGACGAAAGCCGGAGUGCGGUCCGUGCCGACCCGAGCGCUGUCCCGAGCCCGCGGGCUGCCCGGUGCCUGGCAUCGUGGCGCGCGACGAGUGCGGCUGCUGCGCGCGCUGCCUGGGCGCCGAGGGCGCGAGCUGCGGGGGCCGGGCCGGCGCGCGUUGCGGCCCAGGGCUCGUGUGUGCCAGCCGCGCCGCGGGGGCCGCGCCCGAGGGCACCGGGCUGUGCGUGUGCGCGCAGCGCGGCUCGGUCUGCGGCUCCGACGGCCGGUCGUACCCCAGCGUUUGCGCGCUGCGCCUGCGCGCCCGCCAGGCGCCCCGCGCGCUCCCUGGCCACCUGCACAAGGCGCGCGACGGCCCCUGCGAAUUUGCUCCUGUGGUCAUCACCCCACCCGAGAGUGUUCACAAUGUCACUGGGGCACAGGUGUACCUGUCCUGUGAGGUGAGGGCUGUGCCCACCCCAGUUGUCACGUGGAGGAAGGUCACACGGUCUCCUGAGGGCACCCAGGUAAUGGAGGACCUGCCUGGGGACCACAUCAACAUAGCUGUCCAGGUGCGAGGGGGCCCUUCUGACCAUGAGGCCACGGCCUGGGUUUUGAUCAACCCUCUGAGGAAGGAAGACGAGGGGGUGUACCAGUGCCAUUCAGCCAACGCAGUCGGGGAGGUCCAGUCACAUGGCACGGUGACCGUGGUAGAUCGGAGUCAGUACCGAGCACCCCGCUUCCCCGCUCCAGAUGACCGCCUGUGAUGGGGGCACGGUCUUAGAAACUUGAUCACAGGAUGAUGGAAAAGUCAAGUCAUGGAUCAUUUCACUUUGUGAAGAAUUAGAAAAACUGUGUUUGUGGAUGACCCCUUUUGUAUGUUUUUAAAUAUUAGAUGCAAACUAGAUUCGUAUGCAGAUGUAGUUUUUAGCAGGGCAAACAAACCUUGGGAAAACAGACUGCAUGUAGCCUUUUUAUACUUUUGAAAUGAAUAGCUCUGUGAGAAUUCUUUUUUAGCUUCUCCCUCCAAGGGAAGGUCACAUUUAAGUCCAUGUAAUUCUACAGGGCUGGACCAAAGUGUGUGUCCGCUGUGACUCUGCCUCAUUUGUCUAUGGUUGAUUACUGGAGCUCUGUGAUAGACAGUGUGUGUUUUAGGAGGAGGGGGAAGGUCUUGCUGUCCUCUGCCUGACCUCUAAUUUGCUGUGUGAUCUGGAUAGUUCCCUCCCUCUCUGGGCCUUGAUCUCUUCAGCUGUGAAUGUGCUAUUUAGACUGUAUGUAACCUAUGUCCUUUCAAACACUGCCAUCCUGGAGUAAGAUGGUCCUACAGAAAAAAUAUGAGAAGUGUAGUCUCAGCAUUCUUUUAAAAAUAAUAUUCCCUCAAAAACAAAUGCAUUGCUUCACAUGAGGGUAUGGAGAGCUGGCUAUAGCUUAUCUAUUCCUGCUAUUUUCCCAUUUUAAAGAGAUUUAGUCCUACAUGGAACACUUAACCAGGUUCAGAGGCUGGGUAUUUGGGGACUAAGAUAUCCACUUAUUAACAAGCCCAGUAUUCUCUAACCAAGCAGGCAGUGGAGACCUGGCUUUUGGACAUCAGAUUGUAAAAAAGAGUCAACUGCUCUCUCUGGGCUGUAGAUUAGAGUGUAGUAAAGUGUAUUUUACUUAGAGAUGUUCUGAGUUCACCCAGAAACAAAACUUGCUUGCUUUUUUCUUAAGAAAGAAAGACGGAGAGUAUUUAAAAUCUGGCUAAAGAAAUAGAUCCCCUGGGUGACGAGUAAAAUUCUUUAAAAUCAAAAUUGGGAUUUCACAUGUGGAUAGUUGUUAAAUUUCACGAAACACUUCUCUGUCUAUGGUCACUUCCCAUCUCUGGGAUGGCAGGUGGGAUGCGCAUUAAUAUCCCUCCCCCUUUACAGAUGAAGAAACCAAGCUCUGAGAGCACAGUGCUUGCCUGAGGUCUGAAGCCUCUGAGGACUGGAGCUGAGGGCGCCUGGUCCCCUGGCACCCUUUCCACUCCAUGGUGCUACUUCUCAGAACAAUUUGUAUCCUUGGGAAGGAAGAUGCUGCCAGUUCCAUGGGUUUCAGGGAUUCUCCUCAAGGUCUGUCUCAACUUUUAAACCAACACUCUCAUGACGCUCACUUUGAGCAUCGCAUUUUAGAGUCUUUUUGGAAUUGCAUUUUCUUCCUUUAAGCCUGGCUAUUCCACAUCUGAAAUGUUGGGGUGGCAUCACCCUAACGAACACAGCAGGGGACUGUCCCAAGACUCGCAGAAACAUGAGGUUCAUUUGGGAAUGCGUCCGUAUCUUGCUGGGUGACCCUGAGCAAGUCUCCUUCACUUACUAAAGAAGGGAAUGAAACUAGAUCAGUGGUUUUCAAACUUUAAAACAGUGGAACCCCUUCUUUGAAUAAAGUCAGAACUGAAACUGA